AUGUCGGGUUUGCUGCUUGAGACGAGGAAGGCCGAGGCCGACCACGCCGAGAUACAGCACAAGAUCGAUGAGCUUGUUUGCCAGUACGAUGCACAGGAGCAGCAGGCACUCGCAGAUGUGGACGAGGGGUCACGAGCAAUCGACGCACAGUUUGAGAAGCAGCUAGCAGGGAUCGCCGGGAUCGAGCCGUCGCUACGGCAGAGCAUGGAGGCAGUUCUGAAGAAGAAUCGGGAUCUGGAAAUCGCAGCGCUACGGCAAACGUUCCAGGAAAGGGCAAAGCAGCGAAGGAAACAUUACGACGAGCAGAGGCAAAGAUACGACACAGAACUCUUCACGGCUAUUACGGCCUUGAUAACUGCCGGGCCCGAUCUGAGCCCAAGUCAUCGGCCGGCAUUUCCGGUCGGGCCGUCAGAUGCCUUUCAAACAACAGUUCCGGCGGCUGUUAUCUCUCGUCAAUCCACUUCCACUGAAACUUCUCCCGCGCCACCGACUGCAGCCGAGGUUCCAUCGCUGCCCCAGCGAACCCCCUUGCCUACCCCAACCCCGACGGAGGCGGAUAGGCAGCAGAUCCCGUUUCAAACCACCACCGCUUAUGAUGCACAGGCGAGAUCAUCGCAGAAUCACGGUGGCCACAGCCAAGAAACGCCAACCCCGUCGGCUUACCCCCGCCCCACAGUUCGGGACCAUCCAGACCAAGAGCACCCAUCUGCCCUCCGAUCACCAGCGGGUCCGGCCUCGAUCCCAGGACAGGAUAACCUCACCGAACAGCCCGCCGUCUCCGCAUCCCCAAGCCCCAAGUUCGACCAUGACCUGAAACGGAAAACCAAUGGUGAGCCAACCUACGACUCACCCGCGCAGUCGAGUCGCGCGAAGCGCGUGAAACUGGAGAGCGCCAGCGAGGCCACCAAGCCAAGCACUGGUCAGCCCCCACUGGCCGGUGACGAGGAGGAUGAAAGGAGCGAAAGGACCAUCACGUUCGCCCAGGUCUACGGCACACCCGAGAAGCCGGCUUCAUAUAAGCAUGUCAUAGUUCAGUAUCCCCCGACGACCGGUGAUUUCUACAUCCUGAGGUGUGAUGAACAUGGAGUGCAUUUCGGUGAGCAUCCCCUUCGCGGCGCGGCGAAACAUUUAGCGAGCGCGCAGCAUGGUUUCAUGUCGAAAGCGCAUGCGACCGCCAUCGAGACGCUGGGACACCGGGUCGUCGAUUGCACGAAGGAGCGAGCGAACCAGAACAAUCAAGUAGUGCUGAAGGCUUUCAAAGAUGGGUACAAGGCUUUCAACGCGAACAAUCUUAGUCAGACGCGGCGCGCUGAGAUGGGAUACCCUCCUCUCGACCCCCUGAAUUCCCAGAAAGCUGCGCUGCACCGCAAACGCAUGGCCGGCAUCAUCAACCCCCUCCCCUGCCAGUUCUAUGUUACGAGUGGCGGGGACUUGAAGUGCCCCGUCAUGAUUCUGCCGUGGGACGACAUUACGCCAGCCGGCCUGAUGGGCAAGCUGGCGGACACGGGCAUUUUCCGGGAGACCUCGGAAGACGGGCGGCCGCUCGGCGUGCCCAAACCACCCAAGUGCUACGUGUAUCGCGAGGAAGGCGGUCGUAUCACGGGUAUCAAGAGCUGGGCGAAGGGUUAUGAGGACGGUGGGCCGCUGGAGAGGAAACGGGAAUUCCCCGUUUUGUGUGCUGAGAGCGCCGAUUGCCGUAUGUGGUGUGUUGGGUGGGUGGCGUCAGCCCAUUUGUCGAAUCUCGACUUCGAGGACCCGAGUUCGCGAGAUAUUCCCUUUGUCCGAGAGGCUCGGAACUAUUACGUCACCCGGGUUUUGCGCCAGCCGGUCACCGCUGCGCCGCAACGACCCCGUAUCCCGCCCAUCAACACCACGGCAGAGGACAUCGAGAUGAAGGACGCAGGGGACAUGCACGGCGAUUCCGACCGGGAUUCCGUCAGCAGGGGCGUUUCGGCACAUUGCAGCUCAACGCUUGGUUUGCAAGGGCCGCUGCGCAGCGGAUUCACCGCUAUCAAUGCUGGCGGUAGUGCUGAUAGCACCGCUUCACGGAGUGCCCGUGCGAGUCCCGAGCCGCCGUCAAGGGCCGGUUCGGUGUCGAGCACAGGAGGGGGCCACAAGCGGGUGUUCAAGAUUCAUGCCCGCAGCAGCAACCGACACCCCACCAGUCAGGCCCACACCUCGCCUUCCAUGGUAUUGCCCGAGCGGCCGGCUGACCCCAACAUGCCCCCAAACAGCGGCCCAACACAAGCCCCUGACGACGUGAGGAAGCCCAGCCCGGCCAGCCUGCAGAAUAUUCUGCAGGACUUCCCAGGCCCCACCGUUAUGGCGCCUCGCCCGAACUCCCAAUCGCCUAGGCCGGCCAAUGCGCGAAGACCGCUGCCCUCAGGCCCUAUGCGGAGCGGUUCCCCUUCACGAUCAGCAUUGUUAUCGGGCGUCACCGCGAAGCUUGCUCAGCCAUUGAGGGACAACAGGGCCGGAUCCGCACCGGUACAGCUACCCCAGUACAAGGAUCCAGUGGCGGAGGAGAUCCGGUUGUCGGCAGCUCCCGGCCCGAAUAGACAUGUCACGAUAGCACCAGCGCCUCUACCAGUAUCAGCGCCAUCAUCAACACCAGCACCGACAUUAGCGCCAUCACCAUCACCAACACCAGCACAAGUACCAUCACCAACAGCGGCAUCCGAACCGAGCCAGCGACGGGACCAAAUCCCGCCCCCGAUCCAACUACCACCUCCCCAAGCGACUUUCCCAUCCAUGCUCCACCUCAACACCACCCCUCUCGCGACCCCGACCACCAGCGCCAGCAACACCCGGGCUAAUUCCCCGGCCCUCGGCCACCACAGCAACAACAACAAAACCGGCUCACCCAACCCCAACAACAACUUCUCCAAGCCCGAAACCCCCACCCUCACCCCAACCCUCGCCCAGACCCCCACCGGCAGCAGCAGCGGCGGCGGCUUCCUCCCGACCAUGGACGUCUUCGACCUCGCGGGCUUCAUGGACGGCGACACGGAGCUGUUCCGCUCCGCCCACGCCGGCCAGUACCUGCGCCUGAUCGACGACCACCAGAGCGGCCUGCUGACCACGCCGUCGGACGCGUCCGUGGCGGUCCGCAUCGAUCCGCGCAGGGUGAGGAGCGUGGAGCGGGUGUCGGUGCAGGGGGGCGCGGUUUGUGUGGUCACGGUGGUGUAUCAGGCGGAGGGUGAGGUUGGUGGUGCUGGUGGUGGGGUGGGGAAGACGCAGACGCUGGUGUUGGAGAAGGCGCGCUCGACGGCGAGGGGGAUGGAGAAUGGCGCGUUGCAUGCCAGGAGGCUGUGUAAGCGGUUGAGCUCGUGGAAUAAUGCGGUGGAGUGUCCGACGCCGGGGUUCUCAUUGGACUCGGUCAAGUGGCGAUUCACCAGCCAGACGCCCACGCCGUUGUCGGCUGGGCCUAGGGCUGGGGAGGAGUUGAAGUGA
Chaetomium globosum CBS 148.51 is the source of this 3453-nucleotide messenger RNA. RefSeq lists its product as uncharacterized. The record is from RefSeq and is a predicted model, not a curated record. The transcript has 5 exons. Bases 1 to 3453 code for a protein of 1150 amino acids. NCBI's taxonomy places the organism in Eukaryota, Fungi, Ascomycota, Sordariomycetes, Sordariales, Chaetomiaceae.